CGAGCUUUUUCCUGUCGAAGAGCUCACCUGGGCCCUCUCCUCGCCUUGCCCACAGUCCGGCUUCCUGACUGACCCUCAUUUCGUCUCCGCUUUCCUGGACCUCCCGGCUGCUUUUGCUCGCGUUUUUUUCACAGAGGAAAAAAGGUGAAGCACCUCCAUCCUCAGACUCGCCCACCAACAGUUCGGCUCGCAUCCUUCGUCCCUCUUCGAACUUGCGUCGCCAUAGACCAUCCACCCCAAAUCCCCCCAGGCGUAGAGAGACCCUCCUGCUCCAAGAUGCCAGCCGACGUCGCAGUGGCUAGCCCGGGCGUGGACUCGUUUGGAGCGAGGGACAAGGCGCCCUCGAGGCGAUCCAUCCUGGCCAGCAUGAACCCGGCCGACCAGGCCGACGGCUCGCCCACGAGCAACACCGACGCCAUCCUGCGAAGCCGGCGCCCCGGCACGGCCAACAGCCACAAGUCGAACACUAAUGCCAACGGUGGCGUCUCUGCCAAUGGCAGCGACACGGCCUCGCACAAUCGCAAGACGAGCAUCGGCAGCUCGCAGCGAAAGGUCAAUGACAGUGGCGCCACCGAGCCCGUCGCUGCCAACGGCGGAAGCCGUCUCUCGGUGCCCGAGUCCAAUGGCGGCUAUGCAAACGGAAGCGCUGUCCGACGACGCACCUCGAACCUGUCCAACUCAAACGGGGCUGGCCAGGACGACUCUGAUCGUCGCUCGGUCUCGUCGAAGCUUUCGUCUCGCGGCGUCAUCUCCAACCUGCUCCGUACCCGAAGCCGGUCGGCGAGCGCCGAGCCAGAGUCGACGGCAGCCGACGUCAAGGAAAAGUACAACAGCAGCACGACCAGUGACCGCAAGGGCAACCGGCGCAUGAGCCUGCGCAUGCCCAGCUUCAACAAGAAGAACGGCGCUGCUGCUGGCGCUGGCGCUGGUGCCGGUGCCGCCGCCGCCGCUGGUGCCGCCAAUGGCUCGGGCCAGGACGAGGAUGCGCCCCCGGUCCCUCCUGUACCCGAGGCACACCUCAAUGGCAAUGGAAACGCCGCCGUCGGCAAUGGCAGCAGUGCCAGUGGCAACAGCGUCGAGAUUCCCCAGCACCCCUCGGAGAAGAAGAAGGCCGCAAACGGCACCGCUACCACCUCGACGGAGGAGAGCGGCAGCAAGGACAAGGAGGAGCAGCAGCAGUCUCAGGGCAUUCUUGGAGGUGCCUACGCGGCCGUCGCUGGCGGUGCAGCCGCUGCAGGAGGCGCUGCAGCGGCCAUUGCGACCAAGGUGACCGGCAGCAGCAACGCCAAUGGCAGCGACGCAGCGCACAAGGACGAAGACUACGACUCCGACGAUGAGUUCCACGAUGCGCAGCUCGCCGACAUCACGGAGCACGACGAGGAGCACCACCACGACCAGCAGCAGCAGCAGCAGCAUCACCAGCAGCAGCACAGGCACCGGGGUCUGAGCGAGGGCGAGGUCGACUCACUGCGAAGUCGGCCUCGCGACGACGACGAAGGGCAGCGGCAACAGCAGCAGCAGCAGCAGCGAUCUGCCUCGCCUGAAGGUGGUGCUGCACCCAGCCUCCGGUCGCAAGCUCCCUCGCAGCUCCGCGGCACCGCGGGCUUCAAGAGGCGCUCGGGAAGUGUCCCCGUCGGCGGCGGCGAUGAAAGCAACACGCCCUCGGACCAGAAGGCCAGGAAGGAGACGCCAGUCUAUGUGCGAGAAAAGGCCGCGCGCGUCUCCAAGCUCACCUUUGACGAUGUCAAGAUGGACGAGGACGAGAUGAGAGACGACAUCAAGGUCGCCCGAGGAGCGCUCCACCUCUUCCUCAACUCGAGGAUGAUUGAGGCCGAAGAGAUUGUCGCAAAGCACUCGGACCGCAAGCUCUACUACGCCCUGGGAGACGCCCUCAUUGCCGUCAUCAAGGGCUUCAUGACCUUUGAGCCCGAAGAUCUGGCAAAGGCCAUCUCCUACUGCAAGGACUCGCUCACCAUUGCCAGCAUGCUCCGCAAGCCGUCCAACAGCGUGGCCAACUUUGGCCGAUUCGUCAGGGGAACCGGUCAUGGUCCCUCGGGCAUGCACUCGAUGGACAUUGUCCAGCGCCACGCCGAGCUCGUCUAUGCCGAGAGCAUGCUUCUCAAGGCCGUCAUGGGCAUCCUCUACUCGGGUGACUUCUUUGGCUUUGUGGCAGAGGCUCUCAACAUGCGUAACGCCUACGGGAUCUACCGCUCUCUGUCCAAGUACGUCGAAUGGGCCGACGAGCAGGCGCAGAAGAAGAAGGGCCAGAAGCGCGACGAGUCCAUCGACGAAGACUUCCGUUCGGGUGUCUUCCUGGGCAACGGUCUCAUCAGCAUGAUCCUCGGCCUGCUCCCCGGCAAGGUUCUCAAGAUCAUGGAGGUCUUUGGCUACUCGGGCGACUGCAAGUGGGCGCUCAAGACGCUGGCCAGGGCAGGCGAGUGGAGCCCAGACAAGAAGGUGCUCGAGCCGGCCAUGCCAGUCGAGCAGGAGGGCAUCCGUCGCCAGAUUUGCGACAUGGGCAUCCUUCUCUACCACCUCGUCAUCUCCACCUUCAUUCCCGUCACGGGCGUCGACAUUGACUUUGCAGACAAGGUGCUCCACUACAACCUCGAGCGAUACCCCCAGGGCGUCUUCUUCCUCUACUUCUCUGGACGCCUCUACUCGACGCAGGCCCGCGCCGAGAAAGCCAUCGUUCAGUAUCGCCAGGCCAGGGAUGUGCAGCGCGAAUACGUGCAGCUGCAGCACAUCUGCUACUGGGACAUGUCGCUCUGCCACAUGUCCGUCUCGCAGUGGGCCGAGGCAUACGAGUGCUUCGACAUUCUCUUCAAGGACAGCAACUGGUCCAAGGCCGUGUACAGCUACGGCAAGGCAGCCAACCUCAUGCAGAGUGGCAAGGACAGCCAAAAGGCAAAGGAGAUCUUCCACAAGGUGCCCGGUCUCAUGCAGCGCAUUGCCGGCAAGUCAAUUCCGAUGGAAAAGUACUGCGCUCGCAAGGCCAAGAAGUUUGUCAAGCAGGGCCGCCUGCUCCUGCCUGCCAUCGAGUUCUCGUACAUCUACCACUGCCUCACCAACGCACCCCGCUACUCGCUCUGCGACAACCAGCUCGUCGACAUCUCCGAUGCGCUCGCGGACCUCAACGAGGUCGAGGACCCGUCGGCCUACCACUCGGGUGCAGACGAGUACUGGGACGACUACUGCCUCGCUCACUUCCUCCGCGGCGUCACGCUGCGCUACAUUGCCUACCCCGAGAAGCACGCCAAGGUCGAGCCGGUCAAGUCGCCCAUCCCGCAGUCCGAAGCGAGCCAGCAGGCCGAAAUCUCGCUGCGAAACGUGAUUGAGUCGAGCCACCGGCUCGCCCUGGACCACUACCUGUGCUACUUUGCCCACUACGAGCUCGGCCGGCUGCACGCCAACCGAGGCGACCGGGAGCUGGCCCGCGAAGAAUUCAACAAGAUCAUGAACGGAAAGACGCUCGAGGACAAGGGACGCAAGGGCAAGUACUCGAUGCAGAACAUGUGCACGCUCCGCACCAACGGUGCCCUCUCCGUCCUGUAGAAGAGAGACACAACGCCCUCGUCCGGCCGUCUUCUGUCUCACAUUUUCUUGUACGAUACCUCUUUUCUUCUUCUUGUUCCUGUUUUUUCCUUUCGUUUUGCUAUCACCGCCCUGUCACUUGCGUCUUUUUUUGCCCUUCUCGUUAAUGGAUUGCAGCUCUCUAUUCAUGACCUCCUAGAACCGCCCUCUGAUCGACUCUUCCCUCUCUGGCCUGCUCGCAUUGGUAUACAGCAUCUGUUCUUGUCUAAG
Messenger RNA from Acaromyces ingoldii, 3804 nucleotides. RefSeq lists its product as hypothetical. Lineage: Eukaryota; Fungi; Basidiomycota; Exobasidiomycetes; Exobasidiales; Cryptobasidiaceae. The coding region runs from base 277 to 3555 and encodes 1092 amino acids. The record is from RefSeq and is a predicted model, not a curated record. Gene Ontology annotation, molecular function: protein binding. Gene Ontology annotation, cellular component: mitochondrial outer membrane; cytosol; nucleus. The transcript is spliced from 2 exons.